AUGACUGAACUCAUCAAGUCCGAGUACGAAAAGUGGAAAAGGCAACUUACUGGAUUCUUAAAAGGUCAAAUGGCAAGAGACAUUCGAGUCGUAGUUUCUAUAGAAUUGCAACGACUGACUGACAUUGUGAAUGUGCAAAUUUCAGGGCAACAAGGAACAUUCAAGACCAAUACAUGUUUAGCUUAUGAUGAAAAUUUGCAGCUUGUAGCUUGGGGUUAUCCUGCUUUGGCCCAAGAACCUCCAAAAAGAAUAAAAUCAACGGCCAGGCCACAGCCAAAACCUGUGGAAUUGUUUAAAUUGCAUCUAGCUAAUAUAAAAGAGGAUGAGAAACCACCACUUCCACCUGGUCUGGAUUCAAAGAGAGCCGUUACUGAUUAUUUACAUGAAAUGAAUAAAGUACGAUUCGUAUGCUCGGUACCUGCAGAAUGGCAUCAUGAGGCAAAGGCCAUUAUGAGAGAAUGCAUGUACAAUGCUGGAUACUUGGAUCAUAGAUUAUCCGAAAAUUUGGAGUUCACAACUGAACCCGAAGCAGCCGCCAUAUACUGCAUGAAAAGUUUAAAUGAAUAUCGAUUAACUCCAGGAUCUUCUUUUAUGAUCGUGGACUGUGGAGGAGGUACGGUGGAUCUAACAACUAGAACUUUGUUGCCUGCUAUGAAGCUCAGUGAAAUCACCGAACGCAGCGGCGACUUGUGUGGUAGCUCAUACGUCGACCGAGAAUUUCUUAAAUUUCUUGGAAAGAAACUUGGAUAUGCCGCAAUGAGAAAAUUGAAAGAAAAUAAUUAUGGUCAAAUGCAAUAUUUGGUUCAACAGUUUUGUUCGCGAGUUAAAUUUGCAUUUAACGGAAAUCCCACUGAAUUUUCCGUCAAAGAAUUAGACAUAGAAAGAGUAUGCCCGGCACUUGUUCAAUAUGUUGAGGGACACGCUAAAGAACAGAUGGAAGAAGCCGAUUGGUUGGUCGAGUUUGAUUUUCAAUCUGUAAAAGACAUGUUUGACCCUGUUGUGAAUAAGAUAAUUGAAUUAAUCCAGAGGCAACUUUCUUCGACUGAACGAAAGUGCGCGGCAAUGUUCUUGGUAGGUGGAUUCAGUGAGAGUCUAUAUCUACAAUCCCAAAUUCGAAGGCAUUUUGCGACACAAGUUCCUAUCAUAGCCGUGCCAAGACAUCCCAUUGCUGCCAUAGUGCGUGGAGCAUUGGAAUACGGGUUGCACAUGGAAGUAAUCCAAACACGUGUUUUAAAAUUCUGUUAUGGCGUAGAAGUUAGUGCAAAGUGGGAUAAAACGGAUCCAUUCGAACGUAGAACUGAAUCUGGACGCGUCUUUCGAUUCCACAAGUUGGCUCUACGUGGAACUGAGGUCGCUGUAGAUCAAAAAUUCUGCUAUACAGCAGGGCCCGUUGUACCUAACCAAACUGACAUGACCUUCAACAUAUUUACUACUCAAAAUAACAAUGCUAGAUAUUGUGAUGAGGAGGGCAUGAGGAUGUUGGGUAAAAUGAAAAUCGACUUACCUGACCCUCAUCGUGGUAAAAAUCGUCUAGUGGAAUUUACUUUAACUUUUGGUACUAUGGAAAUUAAAGCGACGGCAGUCAACAAGCGAACUGGUCAAGUAUAUGAGAGUAGUUUUAUACUAGAAUUUUGA
Molecule: messenger RNA, 1635 nt
Organism: Acaulospora colombiana
Lineage: Eukaryota; Fungi; Glomeromycota; Glomeromycetes; Diversisporales; Acaulosporaceae
Source: the annotation of a GenBank genome assembly